This is a messenger RNA of Fragaria vesca subsp. vesca, 1770 nucleotides long. Its product is annotated as actin-related protein 2/3 complex subunit 2-like. Gene Ontology annotation, biological process: Arp2/3 complex-mediated actin nucleation; actin filament polymerization. The transcript is spliced from 10 exons. Gene Ontology annotation, cellular component: Arp2/3 protein complex; actin cytoskeleton. Gene Ontology annotation, molecular function: structural constituent of cytoskeleton; actin filament binding. NCBI's taxonomy places the organism in Eukaryota, Viridiplantae, Streptophyta, Magnoliopsida, Rosales, Rosaceae. The coding region runs from base 74 to 1051 and encodes 325 amino acids. The record is from RefSeq and is a predicted model, not a curated record.
UCAGAAACACCACCAAGACCAAAAACCCAGAAACCCAAAACCAGACCCACAAAAAACCCAUCACAAAUCUCCAAUGAUACUCCUACAAUCCCACUCAAGAUUCCUCCUUGACACCUUGCUCAAUCGCCUCCAAAACAUUGAAAAGGCGGUGGAGCUUGACUACCAUUGGGCCGAGUUCGAUGACGUCCGCUACCACAUCCAGGUGACAAUGAAGCACCCGCACAUUGUGCUGCUUUCGGUUUCGCUGCCGAUGCCACCUCCGGAGACUGUGUUCUUGAGUGGGCUACCUGCUGGGGGUAUAGAGGCUAUAAAGACUGCUUAUGGAUCAGUUGUGCAGAUUCUUGACCCGCCUCGAGAUGGGUUUAAUCUUACUUUGAAGCUCAAUCUCUCUAAACUUCCUACUGAUGAAGAGUACAAACAAGCUCUUUUGGUAAAGAUUGCAUCGGUAAGGGAAGUGGUGCUUGGAGCUCCAUUGAGAGUAGUUCUGAAGCAGCUUGCUUCGAGGACUGUUGCUUCCGUUAUUGAUCCUCUUGUUGCUCUUGUGCAUCGGCCUAAGGAGUCAUUUUUUCUUAUUCCUCAGGCAGAAAAGGUGACCGUGGUCUUUCCUAUGAGAUUCAAGGACUCCAUUGACAUUAUUUUAGCGACUUCCUUCCUGCAGGAAUUUGUGGAUGCAAGACGUACUGCUGGACUUAACAAUGCUCCUUAUUGUAUGUGGUCUCCGACCCCUCCUUUAGAACUAAAGGGAGCUCCUGAUGAAGCUCUAUCUGUCAAUGCGGGAUUUGUUACUUUUGUUAUUUUACCUCGUCAUGUGGAAGGCAAGAAACUGGAUCGGACAGUUUGGAGUUUAUCCACUUUCCAUGCAUAUGUUAGUUAUCAUGUUAAGUGUUCAGAGGGAUUCAUGCAUACAAGGAUGCGACGACGGGUAGAGUCUUUGAUUGAGGCUCUUGAUCGUGCUAAGCUUGGAGUGGAGGAUGCAAGGAAUUAUGCAACUCAGAAUAGAUCCUUCAAACGGCUGAGCCUCAAGGAAGCUAGGAACCAUUCUUUUAAUUAAUAAAGGUUGCCAGAUAGUGAGAAGGAUGUGCACCUUGGGUGCAAUGAAAUAUUGUUAUAAAAGAACAGCUCAAGGAUAUGCAGGAAUCUGUUGGCUGCAAAUGCAAGUGAGUUCAAGUGCUUGUAUUUUAUCCCUCUACUAGAAAAAGAAUACAUUUUGUUAUCAACGGGUUAGUAGCUGUUCCUAUGUGAACCAGGAAAGGUUAAAACAACAUGCUAAUAUGGGUGGGGAUGGAUUUUAGGGUUUAGCUGCUAUAUAUAUGUUUUUUGUAUUAGGUGAUUUUGAUAAUCAGAACAUGUUGGUUGAUGAGAGUUGUCCCUAUCUAAUUGCCACUAUUUCUUUCAUUUUUAAUUGUCAAUUUCUAGUAAACCAGAAUUCCCACCUAGUCUAGCAACUAUUAGCCAUUUAACCUAUAGUGCUGUGACAAAAUCAUGAAAUACAAGACGGACGAGAAACUUGUAGUACUGUUUAAGGUACGUGGGUCCAAAUAUCAAUAUUAAUGCUCAUCACCCUUGAGAACACUUAUUUUUCUUAGGCCACUUAUUUUUCUUAGAUGUAUAAUCUUGAAAUUAGAGUUUCAUGAUUUAUCUAGUAGAAGAUAUAUAAGAAAUAUAUAAGAAAUAAACCAUAUAAUGUAUCAAAUGUUUCAUUAGGAAAUGACCACUCAGUGCCAUUGCAAUUUGCAAGUGUUGCCUUAUCUUUGAUUCAUGAAAGAAUCG